Messenger RNA from Marmota monax (woodchuck), 11976 nucleotides. RefSeq names its product tet methylcytosine dioxygenase 3 (gene Tet3). Gene Ontology annotation, cellular component: nucleus. The record is from RefSeq and is a predicted model, not a curated record. Gene Ontology annotation, molecular function: DNA binding; zinc ion binding; DNA 5-methylcytosine dioxygenase activity. Gene Ontology annotation, biological process: positive regulation of transcription by RNA polymerase II; oxidative demethylation. NCBI's taxonomy places the organism in Eukaryota, Metazoa, Chordata, Mammalia, Rodentia, Sciuridae. Bases 575 to 6079 code for a protein of 1834 amino acids. The transcript has 12 exons.
GCGCGGGCUACCCGCGGGCGCGCCCCCACCUCCAGGCCGCUUCCGUGCAGGGGGCGCUGGGCAGCUUGGAGGAGCGAGGCUCUCAGCAAACUUUAUUUUGAAAGCUUUGCUCUCUUGGGGAGGGCCCUGCGGCCUCUGGCAGCGCAGCAAUCUCCAUCAUCCUGAUCCUGGAGGAGAAAUACCCGAAGGAGACACCUCACACUGCUGUCCCACCACACACCCAUCUGCUCACCUCAUGCCCGGGUCCUGGGUGGGUGAGGGUGAAGGACCCACCCAGCCAAGAUGAUCCCUUCCCUGGGGGCUGCUGCUGCUGUCCUCCCCCAGAUCCUGGGCCCCAGCAGGUGGGAGAGUGGCCCCAGAAGGAACCCUGUCAGACUGCUGCAGAGGAGGUGAAGAGGGCUUGAGAAGAGGCACCCAUCCCAGAGACGGAAGCUCCUUGUCUUCACCCUUGUAGACUUCUUCACUGUUUUAGGAGAGAAGAACCAGUUGGUGGCCUUUGCAGGAAGCAGGAAACUGGACUGUGGUUCUGCUCCGCACCUAUGCCCCCACCUCUGGCAGCAUCAGCAUCAGCGUCAUGAGCCAAUUUCAGGUGCCCCUGGCGGUUCAGCCGGACCUGCCAGGCCUUUAUGACUUUCCUCAGGGCCAGGUGAUGGUAGGGGGUUUCCAGGGGCCUGGGCUGCCCUUGGCCGGGAGUGAGGCCCAGCUGCGAUCUGGUGGAGAUGGGCGGAAGAAAAGGAAACGGUGUGGUACUUGCGAGCCCUGCCGGAGACUGGAAAACUGUGGGGCUUGCACCAGCUGCACCAACCGCCGCACCCACCAGAUCUGCAAACUCCGCAAGUGUGAGGUGCUAAAGAAAAAAGUGGGGCUUCUCAAGGAGGUGGAAAUAAAGGCUGGUGAAGGAGCCGGGCAGUGGGCACAAGGGACAGCUGUCAAGACAGGCCCAGAGCUCAGCCCAGUUGAUGGACCUGUUCCAGGUCAGAUGGACUCAGGGCCAGUGUACCAUGGGGACUCAAGGCAGCUAAGCACCUCAGGGGCGCCGGUCAAUGGUGCUAGAGAGCCCGCCGGACCCAGUCUGCUGGGGACUGCGGGUCCUUGGCGGGUAGACCAGAAGCCCGACUGGGACGCUGCCCCAGGCCCAGCUCACACUGCUCGCCUGGAAGAUGCCCACGAUCUGGUGGCCUUUUCGGCUGUGGCCGAAGCUGUGUCCUCUUACGGGGCCCUUAGCACCCGGCUCUAUGAAACCUUCAACCGUGAGAUGAGUCGCGAGGCUGGGAAUAAUAGCAGGGGCUCCCGGCCAGGGUCUGAGGGCUGCUCUGCUGGCAGUGAAGACCUUGACACGCUACAGACAGCCCUGGCCCUUGCACGGCAUGGCAUGAAACCACCCAACUGCAACUGCGAUGGCCCAGAGUGCCCUGACUACCUCGAGUGGCUGGAGGGGAAGAUCAAGUCUGUGGUCAUGGAAGGAGGGCAGGAAAGGCCCAGGCUCCCAGGGACUCUGCCUCCUGGUGAGGCUAGCCUCCCAGCCCCAAGCACCAGGCCACUCCUUAGCUCUGAGGUCCCCCAGAUUCCUCCCCUGGAGGGCCUGCCCCUGUCCCAGAGUGCCCUGAGCAUCGCCAAGGAAAAAAACAUCAGCCUGCAGACCGCCAUCGCCAUCGAGGCCCUCACACAACUCUCCUCUGCCCUCCCCCAGCCUUCUCACUCCACCUCCCAGGCUUCUUGCCCCCUCCCUGAGGCCUUGUCCCCUCCAGCCCCUUUCAGGUCUCCCCAGUCCUACCUCCGGGCCCCCUCAUGGCCUGUGGUUCCCCCCGAGGAGCAUGCAUCUUUUGCUCCUGAUAGCCCUGCCUUUCCUCCAGCAACUCCUAGAACUGAGUUUCCUGAAGCCUGGGGCACCAACACCCCACCAGCCACAUCCCGGAACUCCUGGCCUGUGCCCCGUCCAAGCCCUGACCCCAUGGCUGAACUGGAGCAGUUGUUGGGCAGUGCCAGUGAUUACAUCCAGUCAGUAUUCAAGCGACCUGAGGCCCUACCCACCAAGCCCAAGGUCAAGGUUGAGGCACCCUCUUCCUCUCCAGCCCCAACCCCAUCACCAGUCCUCCAGAGGGAGGCUCCCCCACCAUCCUCGGAGCCCAGUACCCACCAGAAGGCCCAGACCGCCCUACAGCAGCACCUCCACCAUAAGCGAAGUCUCUUUCUAGAACAGGCCCACGAUGCCUCCUUUCCCCCUCCCUCAGAGCCUCCUACUCCUGGCUGGUGGGCCCCACCAAGCUCACCUGCCCCACGGCCUCCUGACAAACCACCCAAGGAGAAGAAGAAGAAGCCCCCCACACCAGCUGGAGCUCUUGUGGGAGCAGAGAAAACCACCCCUGGAGUUAAGCCCAGUGUCCGAAAGCCCAUUCAGAUCAAGAAGUCCAGGCCCCGGGAAGCACAGCCCCUCUUCCUGCCACUGCGGCAGAUUGUCCUGGAAGGGCUGAGGUCCCCAGCUUCUGAGGAAGUGCAGGCACAUCCACCUGCCCCUGUCUCUGUCUCUCUCCCUGCCCCUGUCUCUCUGUCUCUCCCUGCCCCAGUCUCUGUCUCCCUCCCUCCCCCUGUUUCUCUCCCUGCCCCUCUCCCAACCCCUCCCCCUGUCUCUCUCCCUGCCUCACAGGGCUCUGCUGUCUCCUUGCCCCCAGAACCUUCUCUUGCGCUAUUUGCACCUAGUCCCUCCGGGGACAGCCUGCUGCCCCCUACUCAGGAAAUGAGGUCCCCCAGCCCUAUGGCAACCCUGCAGCCAGGCUCCACUGGCCCCCUUCCCCCUGCCGAUGACAAGCUGGAAGAGCUCAUCCGGCAGUUUGAGGCUGAAUUUGGGGAUAGCUUUGGGCUUCCCGGCCCCCCUUCUGUGCCCAUUCAGGACCCUGAGAACCAACCAGCAUGUCUCCCAGCCCCUGAGAGCCCUUUUGCUACCCGCUCCCCCAAGCAAAUCAAGAUUGAGUCUUCAGGGGCUGUGACUGUGCUCUCAACCACCUGCUUUCAUUCGGAGGAGGUAGGCCAGGAGGCCACACCAACCAAGGCUGAGAACCCACUCACACCCACCCUCAGUGGCUUCUUGGAGUCACCUCUUAAGUACCUGGACACACCCACCAAGAGUCUGCUGGACACACCUGCCAAGAGGGCUCAGGCUGAGUUCCCAACCUGCGAUUGUGUCGAACAAAUAGUGGAGAAAGAUGAAGGUCCUUAUUACACUCACCUGGGAUCUGGCCCCACGGUAGCCUCCAUCCGGGAACUCAUGGAGGAGCGGUAUGGAGAGAAGGGGAAAGCCAUCCGGAUCGAGAAGGUCAUCUACACAGGAAAGGAGGGGAAGAGCUCUCGGGGCUGCCCCAUUGCAAAGUGGGUGAUCCGCAGGCACACGCUGGAAGAGAAGCUGCUCUGCCUGGUGCGGCACCGGGCAGGCCACCACUGCCAGAAUGCCGUGAUUGUCAUCCUCAUCUUGGCCUGGGAGGGCAUUCCCCGCAGCCUCGGAGACACCCUGUACCAGGAGCUCACUGACACUCUGCGGAAAUAUGGGAACCCCACCAGCCGAAGAUGUGGCCUCAACGAUGACCGGACCUGCGCUUGCCAAGGCAAAGACCCCAACACCUGUGGUGCCUCCUUCUCCUUUGGCUGUUCCUGGAGCAUGUACUUCAAUGGCUGCAAAUACGCCCGAAGCAAGACACCUCGCAAGUUCCGCCUGGCAGGGGACAAUCCCAAGGAGGAAGAAGUGCUACGGAAGAGUUUCCAGGACCUGGCCACUGAAGUUGCUCCCCUGUACAAACGGCUGGCACCUCAGGCCUAUCAGAACCAGGUUACCAAUGAGGAAAUAGCGAUCGACUGCCGCCUGGGGCUGAAGGAAGGGCGGCCCUUCUCGGGGGUCACAGCCUGCAUGGACUUCUGUGCCCACGCCCACAAGGACCAGCAUAACCUCUACAAUGGGUGUACUGUGGUCUGUACCCUGACCAAGGAAGACAAUCGCUGUGUGGGCCAGAUUCCCGAGGACGAGCAGCUGCACGUGCUCCCCCUGUACAAGAUGGCCAGCACAGAUGAGUUUGGCAGUGAGGAGAACCAGAAUGCCAAGGUGGGCAGCGGGGCCAUCCAGGUGCUCACUGCCUUCCCCCGCGAGGUCCGGCGCCUCCCUGAGCCUGCCAAGUCUUGCCGCCAACGGCAGCUGGAAGCCAGGAGGGCAGCAGCUGAAAAGAAGAAGAUUCAGAAGGAGAAGCUGAGCACCCCCGAGAAGAUCAAGCAGGAGGCCCUGGAGCUGGCUGGGGUUCCCACUGACACAGGCCUUUCUCUGAAGGGUGGAUUAUCCCAGCAAAGCCUAAAGCCCUCCCUCAAGGUGGAGCCACAGAACCACUUCAGCUCCUUCAAGUACAGCGGCAACUCUGUGGUGGAGAGCUACUCGGUGCUGGGCAACUGCCGGCCCUCCGACCCCUACAGCAUGAACAGCGUGUACUCCUACCACUCCUACUAUGCACAGCCCAGCCUGACCUCCGUCAACGGGUUCCACUCCAAGUACGCUCUUCCCUCAUUCAGUUACUAUGGCUUUCCACCCAGCAACCCCGUCUUCCCCUCCCAGUUCCUGGGUCCUGGCACCUGGGGGCACAGUGGCAGCAGCAGCAGUUUUGAGAAGAAGCCAGAUCUCCAUGCUCUGCACAACAGCCUGAGCCCAGCCUACGGUGGUGCUGAGUUUGCCGAGCUACCUGGCCAGGCUGUUCCCACAGACACCCACCACCCCACUCCUCACCACCAGCAGUCUACUUACCCAGGCCCCAAGGAGUAUCUGCUUCCCAAGGCUCCCCAGCUCCACCCAGCAUCCAGGGACGCUUCUCCCUUUGCUCAGAGCUCCAACUGCUAUAACAGAUCCAUCAAGCAAGAGCCGGUAGACCCACUGGCUCAGGCCGAAUCUGUAACCAGGGAUCCUGGUAAGCUGGGCAAAACACCUUUGCCUGAGGCAUCUCAGAAUGGGGGACCCAAUCACCUAUGGGGACAAUACUCAGGAGGCUCAACCAUGUCUCCCAAGAGGACUAACAGUGUGGGUGGCAGCUGGGGCGUGUUCCCUCCAGGGGAGAGUCCUGCCGUUGUCCCCGACAAGCUUAGUUCUUUUGGGACCAGCUGCCUGACACCUUCGCACUUCCCAGAUGGCCAGUGGGGGCUGUUUGCUAGCGAUGGGCAGCAGUCGGCUCCGCAUCCUGGAGGACGGCUGCGAGGCAAACCGUGGAGUCCUUGUAAGUUUGGGAAUAACACCUCAGCCUUGACUGGACCUGGCCUGACUGAGAAGCCAUGGGGGGUGGGGACAGGUGAUUUCAACUCUGCCCUGAAAGGUGGUGCCGGGUUCCAAGACAAGUUGUGGAACCCCAUGAAAGGGGAGGAGGGAAGGAUCCCCACCCCCGGGGCGAGCCAGCUGGACAAAGCCUGGCAGGCCUUUGGCAUGCCUCUGGGCUCCAGUGAUAAGCUGUUUGGGGCCCUGAAGUCGGAGGAGAAGCUAUGGGACCCCUUCAGCCUGGAGGAAGGAACAGCUGAGGAGCCCCCCAGCAAGGGAGCUGUGAAGGAGGAGAAGGGUGGUGCUGGCGUGGAGGAGGAAGAGGAGGAAGAGCUGUGGUCAGACAGCGAACACAACUUCCUAGACGAGAACAUCGGCGGCGUGGCCGUGGCCCCCGCCCAUGGCUCCAUCCUCAUCGAGUGUGCCCGGCGGGAGCUGCAUGCCACCACACCACUCAAGAAGCCCAACCGCUGCCACCCCACCCGCAUCUCGCUGGUCUUCUACCAGCACAAGAACCUCAACCAGCCCAACCACGGGCUGGCCCUCUGGGAAGCCAAGAUGAAGCAGCUGGCGGAGCGGGCGCGGGCCCGGCAGGAGGAGGCCGCCCGACUGGGCCUGGGCCAGCAGGAGGCCAAGCUCUAUGGCAAGAAGCGCAAGUGGGGGGGUGCCAUGGUCCCUGAGCCCCAGCACAAGGAGAAGAAGGGGGCUGUCCCCACCCGGCAGGCACUGGCCGUGCCCACAGACUCAGCGGUCACCGUGUCCUCUUAUGCCUACACGAAGGUCACUGGCCCCUACAGCCGCUGGAUCUAGGUGCCAGGGAGCCAGCGUACCUCAGCGUCGGGCCCGGCCCGAGCUGCCUCUGGUGCUUUUGCCCUCACACCGGGGGCGGGUUGGGGGUGCAGAAGUCUUUCUAUCUAUACAUACAUAUAUGGAUAUGCCUAUCAUAUAUAUGUAUUUAUGGUCCAAACCUCAGAACUGACCCGCCCCUCCCUCUCCCCCCACGUCCCCAGCACUUUGAAGAAGAAACUACGGCUGUCGGGUGAUUUUUUCCGUGAUCUUAAUAUUUAUAUCUCCACGUUGUUUUAUUUUUCCCCUUGUUUGGGGGGCUUUUAUUUUGUUUUUAAAACUCUAUCCUUGUAUAUCACAAUAAUGGAAAGAAAGUUUAUAGUGUCCUUUCACAAAGGAGUAGUUUUAAAUUCCAUUUAAAAUGUGUAUUUAUUGGAUUUUUUUAAAGCGACAAUAGUAAUGGUAAUGGAGGGCAGGAAAGGCCCACAGUGCUCGCUCCUGCCCGGCGAGCCCGGCCUCUUGGGAGCUGACAGGUUCUCAGUCAUCUGCCCCUUGUGAGCCAAGUGCAGCGUGUAGCCCCCCAGUUCAUUCAUCCCUCCCCACGGGCAGGGAGCCCUUGGGACAGCCCCGUCCUCUCUGGCAGGAUGGGGAAAGCUGUAGAAAACCAUCUGGGGCCCCUUUCCAGUUGGCGGCAGGGCAGGGGCACCCCAGGCCCAGCCCCAGAGACCCUGGUGUCAAUUUUCCCAGAAACCAGGAUGGAAGUAGACAGCUUCAAGCUUGCUAGUCUCCACACUGAAUCCUGUCUGUCCGUUAUUUACCAAGUCAUCAUGUCAUGGUUUGCUAGGCAGCACCUCAUGCUGGAGCUGGAGUUGAGAGGCUCCCAGGAGUCCUCUCCACCACUUGAUAAGCCAAUGAAUACUGGGCUGAAGGAAUUUGUCUUAGUGGCAGUUUUUCAGAAUCGCCCCAAAGUCUAUGCUGAUGCUGCAAAAGGGCUACUGUUCUAAAAACAAGUUGAAUCCAAGCAGUGGAGAGCCAGCAUGGCUCUGCGCAUGGUGCUGGGCUGUGUGGAACCAGGUGCUCUAGUAUUGUGCUGGAACUUUCUUGACUCUUGGGCAGGUUGUGUCCUAUGGGAGCUCAGCAAACCAGUGUAACAGCAGUUACCACAUCUGUCCUUACUCUUGGAUCUCCACAUUGGACAAUGGUGCAUGCCCCAGUCUACCCCCUCUCCAUGCUCUGCGGGGGUGAGGCCUCCACUUAAUUUUAAAGUGCAAGAGUCAAACAUUUUCAACAGGUUGCUAUGAUUUUCCUCCCUCAUUGGUGCCAGUUCUUCAUUUUCUCCAUUUUCUUUUUUUCCUUCCUCCUCUCUCUACCCCCUUGUAACACACCCGUUCUAAAAUUCUGGUGCAUUUGUUCAGUUCUUUGAAAUGAGAAUGUGGUGCUUAAUUUUAGUGACAUUGUUAAGAGAGGUUGGGCCUGACAGGUGGAAGUAGCCCUCGUCUAUGGCAAGUCACACUUGUUGGAGUGUUCGUUUUUCCUGUGGUAUUAGCAGAAAUGAUCUCAAGCUACCCACAUGGAUGUGUGUGGCAAGUGAAGGGUUUCGUCAGGACAUGGUCAGGGGUAGGGGGAUGUGGCCACAUGGUGAAUGACAGCCAAGCCCUGAAAUAAACAUCAGAUAUUAUUAAGCAGUUUUAUUCAGAUGUAGGUCUUCAUAAGUCAAGUUUAACAAUCAGAUGACAAUGCGAAAGGCAAGCUCCUGAGCUUCCAGGUGCCUUGUGGAAGAGCUGAGAACCGACCCGCCAGGUGUUCACUGUAGCCCUUGGGAAGCACCGGUGGAGAGUCGCUGUGAGACGUCCUGAGCAUUUGUGUGGUCUGGUUUUAAUUGUAAAUAGUGAAAGAUUUUUUUAAGCACUUUUGCCUAGAUUUAAACAGCAACUUGAAAAAAAAAAAAAGUACGUUUUAACAUGUAAUUGUGGGAGAAAUUGUAAAUAGUAGCUGAAUAUUUAACGUGCUUUGUCUAUCCUCCACUUUUACCAUAUUCUGUAAAGUUGCAUUUAUUUUACAGGACAAAAAUGAAAUAUUAUUGCUUUUGAAAUAAAUACCCAAGAGCUUAUCAGGAUUUAGAAUUAUUCAGAACUCAGAUUUAUAGGAAAACCUCUGACCUUCAGUUUGACAAGCUAAAGGAAGCAGAGUCUUUAAUGAGCAUGCUAAUUUUCUAGUUUUGAGGAAAAGUUGGGUCCUUUAAAUGCUAUUUUGCUUAUCGCAUCAGUACUUUUAUGCAGGUCUCAUUUGACUCCGUGCUUAGGUAGAUGCGGGGGUGCCUUGAAAACUUCAUUUUAAAUGAUCUUAAGCAAGAAAUAUGAUAUUUUACGAAACAUUUGGAGAAUGUGACCGUCUGUAUGACCCGUGGAAGCCCCAGGUUGGCUGUUGGUUUGGAAGGUACCGAGUGUAACCCAGGUGAUUUCUGAUACUUGGCAUGUGUGGAUCUCUCUGAUGUAUGUUAAAUAUACUCUUCCCCUCGUCACCCUUUGGUAGCAAAGCCAUUAGAUGAAAGGAGAAAACAAUACAAGCUAAAAGCAUGUGACGUCUGUCCCCAGCCCACACAGCCUUGGGUCAUAAGCCUCCUGGCUAGGAGCUGAGAGGCUGGCAAGAGGCAGUCUCCGUGGGACGCUCCCAUUGCCCUCCAAGCGUGUUCUGAGAGUUAGGUGGUGCUGUUGCCGCGCUCAAGCCCAUUGCUGAUCUUUACACACUACAUGUAUAACCUACCUCAAAUCUCAGUCAUUGAAAUUAGCAUGCUUUAGACAUAUAUUUUAAAAGUAACUAUGCACAGCUCUUUAUCCCCCCUUGCUGCUGAAGGCUUCUUAAAGAGAAAAAUCAAAUUUUUAUUUUUUACUGGCACUAUCAUUUUUUUAAGUCCUAAAGAUGAUUGACAUUUUUAUCAUGAGAAGAAAAAUUAAAGCCAUUGCAACUAAAGAACCUAACAGCAUGACCAAGUUUUAAGAAUGAUAAUAUAGCAACAGAAAAUGAUGGAGUCUUACUGUCAUCUCCCCAGUGUGCCCCGUCCAUGGACACCAUCCACAUGCAGCGCAAAUGUUCGGUUCCUUUUUUUUGCUUUGAUGCAUUUUUCCCUUCCUGUUGCAUGCAAGGGAAGUACUUGCAAAGUUCUAUGCUAAGAGAUUUUUUUUUUUUAAAGAAAAAUCACUUUGCAGCAGGUUCUUAUAAAAUAACUGGUGCUAGCUCAAGAAAUCAUCGUCUUGCCAUUGGCAAGCUUGAUUAAAGGUGUUGCGUGGAUUUGGGGGGUUUUGUUUUGGGUCUGGCUUUUAGCAGGUCCUAAGUUCCCCAUACCCCCAGCUUCCUGGGUGCUGCUUUGCCUUCUUGCUGAGCUGACGAUGGUGUGCAUGGAAAGGGAUGCUACCUGUCCCCUCUAGCCCUUCCACCUGCCUCUUUUGAAAACAGUAGUUUGCAGAGCAAGGGAUUUUUAAAGUGCUAAUGCAAGGAAAGAAGUAGCAGAGCUUAAUUGCUUUGUAUCAGACAGCAGCAGAUGUGUGAGGAUAGUUGAUGAUGAGUAGACGUGACCUGGCUUCACUGAGAGAUACCCAGCCAGACUUUCCUCUUGAAGUUUAAUCACCAUGAGAUCGCAAACCAAGGCAAAGCUGGUGGAAAACUCUGAUAUAUCCCUGACGUGCCUCAACCAAUAUCUCUUUUCCUUUUGUUACUGAAGUGUGUUUUAUGGACUAGGAAGCAUUUUUAUGAAUUGAAAUAGACUAAAUAAAAUGGUGCUAUGGUGUUUUAAUGUGACUGUCCCUGAUCCUGUCUUGCUGAGGUGCUAUCAACGUUCUGAAACCACAACCAACCAAAAAUAAGGUGGGCUCCAGUCUCUCUCGGCUUUUUCCCUCCCCCUCCUCGUUUGGUGCUGUCUUCUUAGACCUCUGUUUACCAUGCUGUAAUCUGCUCUGAGCAGAUUUUGUGUUUUGUUUUAUGGUUCUUCCCUUGGUGGCCAAACUAACCCAAGGUGAGAAAGCAGCUCGCUCCCUUGCUGAGGGUGGUGAUGCUCAGCUGGUGCUUUGGUUUCAUGCCUGUCUUCUCAGGCCUGAUGAGGAAGAACAUGGGGAGGGCUUGGGAGUGAUACGUUUGAGGAAAGGGAGUCAGAUACUCCUGCCUCUCCCAGCAUGGCAGGCGUCCUCAGAGCCAGGACCGCACGUUUUCCUCCUAUGGCCCAGGGUGCUAAGCAGAUUUCCUGGGAGUCUCGAAGGGGCACACUGAGGGGUCCAGAGGGAGCUCCUUCCUCUUCUGAUACCAGCUGGGGCCACAGUAGACAAGGAGUUCUUUCCUUUGCUCUUCUCAGUCUGCCCCAGCGUGGCUUCUGUUGCCGUCAUGUUCAGACUACAGGCAGGAGCUUUCUUUGUCCCUCAAUGCCACUGAGGCUGCUUUUUAGUUGGUGCUAAAUUUCUCCUUGGGUCCACAGAAGUUGAUAUUUUAGAACUCAACAGGAAGCUCCAUUUUGCAUCAUCCACUGUCACAAUUUUUUUUUAAAUACCUCAAAAACAGGACAUCAUGACAACUUCAGUAGAUUCCAUGAGGGUCUGAGACCUGCAAGUUGUCCAUUUGAUGAUAUGCUUGACCUUGAAGAAUCUGGGGUCAUUUUGUUUCUUCAUUCUUUGGCAGUUAAGAUGGCAGAACGCCUAAAGGAAGGAGCGUGGUCAGCUUUUUUUUGUUUCCUUUAAGUUUUGCUUUAGAUUAAAAUGUGAAUCUCCUAUGCCCAUCUCAUCAUGCUUUCUCAGUCAUCGUUGCUGUCAUUUGAAAUGACUCCUUCAAAACCUAGCUUCAUUAGCCAACUGCCUCUGCUGUAGUACAUGGCCAGCUUCAUCAUACCCUGGACCAAAAUGACAUCGAGGUGCAUACCCCAGCAUAGGUUAUACAGUCCCGCGCACACACGUGCGUCGUUUUUUCCUGGAACAUGGGGCCCUUCUGGUGUGCCCAGCCCUUCUGCAGAGCUGCCGGCAAGAGCGAAGCAAUAGGCUUCUCCCCUGAGCAGAGACCUCAGCGCAGAAAUGCCAGGUCUAAAGUUGAGUUUUGCCUAAGAAUCAGUGAGCUAUUUGGCCUACUUCCUCCUACGCUUCUAUUCUGAUAUCAGGGAUGCUUUUUGUAGUGGUAUUGUUUGUGCUCUCCUCGUUUUGACUACCCACCCGUGGUUCAGGGGAACUCAUCACUCUUCACAUGGGGACUUAAAAUACCAAUUGGCUCAUUUGAACAUUACAAAUUUCCUCCCUUCCAGUACCUUUCCUUUUUUCUUUUGAGGGGAAAAGGGGAGAAAAACAGGAGUGAUGUCAUUUCUUUUUCAUGUAUUAAAGAAACAAGGACAGGUCGUCUUGUGGCAUAUUAUUAACACGUUAGACUUAAUCUAGAGCCCUUGUAGCUUUCUGAUGUGUUUUAUUUCUUAUCUCUUUGAAUUCCUGUUUGGUUACUUGGCUUCCAAUGGAGGUGAACUUAACAACCAUACUUGAAUAUUCCGUCUUGACUUUGUAAACUGUGGCUACUUGAAAUGAAGUUUAUCUGGGGUUGAUGGAUGAAUGGUAGAUUUUUGCUAUGUCUCAAGGCAAUAGGAUGUGUAUUAAACUGUAGAUAUUCUUAGUACAGUAAAUUUAUGCUGAUAAUUUUAUUUUGUAUAAUUUUUACCUUUUUGUUAAUAUUUUUUUCCUUCCACUUUAUUGGUUUGCCUCCUGAGCUACCCCUCCUUACUCUCCCUUCUCCCCCAGUGUUUCAGUAAAUUUAAUUUAGGGUGCCUAGAAAUUGCAAGUAUGUAUCCUUUUUUGAUUUGUAUUUUAUUAUAAUUUACACAAACAACUGGGUUUGUGAACUGUAUUACUCCUGGUAUCUUUAAAAUAUUGUGGGUGUUUUAAUAAAUUUUAUAUUUAUUUUUUGCA